Prorocentrum cordatum is the source of this 1278-nucleotide messenger RNA. Lineage: Eukaryota; Dinophyceae; Prorocentrales; Prorocentraceae. The record is from the annotation of a GenBank genome assembly.
AUGGGCUCGGGGCUCGAGGUGCAGCAGAAGCGCGCCGCCCAGGGCCCCGCCCAGGCAGGCGCGGCCUGGUGCCUCUGGGCGCGGCUGCCGCUGCAGCUCCUGGACAUGGAGCUGCAGGCGCAGAUGGCCACGCGCCAUUUGGACAAUGCCAAGCGACAGGUGGACGUGAUGGGGGAGGGGCAGGAAGGCCCGCGCAAGAAGUCGCCAAGAUUUCGCUGGGAUCAGUGGCUUCCUCGGACAAUGCUCCGCGCAGUGUUCAGCAAAGAGAAUCUGCGGAUGGCUGCUAGCAGCGUCGCCAAGGUUUUCAGAGGCACCGGAAUCAAAGGCAGCCAUCUUUUCGUUCGCCAAUUGAGAUCGGCUUUGGCGGAGCUUUAUUGCGACAGCCAACGUGUUCAAAUAGAGCGCCAAGUGCUCAGAGCGCCUGGGACAGAACACAAUUGGUUGGUUAUGCAUCUGCAGUGGGGCGAAACCAAGUUCACUGUGCAGCUGAACGACGGCAAGCCUCCUUGUGGGCAGCAAGUGAUGACACAGCACGGCGUGUUGCAUUGGGAAGACGAGGACCUCCGCGUCCACAGCCAAGAGCUUAUCUUCCCACCGUCCGUGCUGGAAUCUGCAACCGCCGACUGCAUGCUCGGAGGCCUCGCGCGGGCGUUGCGCGUGGAUAUGGAUGAGCUCUGGCCGUCGGCGCUGCUGGCGUGCUUGUCCCCGAGCGUCGAUUCUGUGGCCGCAAACGGGCUGGUGUGCAAAUAUUUGCUGCAGACGUUGCCCUGGUGGACAGCUCUGCGGCAAAUCCUGUCGGACGAGGAGGCUGGUCUGGAGGUGCGGCGGGGCGCGCCGAAUCCAGCGGACAGGGGGAAGCUCGACAUGCUGCUCGGGUAUUGCGACCGCCAGAUGGAUGAGGACGUGGAGGACGAGGAGGUGACAGCGGCGCGCGGCCAACGCAGAGGCCUCACCAAGCCAGAGGUCGACUUGAUCAAGGAGAUGUUCACCGGCGACGUGUCUCAAGAGAGGCCUGUGCACCAUUGCAGGGGCCGCGACUGCUGCGCGAACAGGCAGGAGUCUGUCGACAGAGCGGUGGCGGCGGUGAUGGUUCCUUUGCGCAGGCGUUUGGCAGUGCCCGCGUUGAACCGCUGGAACACUGUGCAUCCCACCGCGUGCGUCUUGCUGCUGUUGAUCUCCUUGCAUGGAUUGCUGCCGCGUGCGCUCGAGAAGACGCGCGGCGCUGCUGUGCGCGCCAUGCGGCGGGAAGAUGGCGGCCUCGAGAGCGGCAGCGGCGCA